CAAACCAUUAAACUUUUCUUUAUAUUCCAUUUUCUUCUCCAUCUCUCUUUCUCCCCCCCUGCCCAAUUCCAAGCUUUUCUCUCCUUGCAUGAAGCAACUAUUUCUUCUUUCCAAUUCUCCGGUAUUUCCAAGCAAGUAGUGAACCGAACAUGUCUCGCACUUGCUCACAGUGUGGGAACAACGGCCAUAACUCUCGUACAUGCGGGGAGGCCGCCGCCGCCCCCUCCGCUGUCUCCGGUUCUGGUGGCAAAACCGGCGGGGAGAACGGUAUUAUGUUGUUUGGUGUCCGAUUAACGAACGAAGGAUCGUUUAGGAAGAGUGUUAGUAUGAACAAUCUUUCCCAGUUCGAUCAGGGCCCAGUACCGGACUCCAACGCCGACGCCGGCUAUGCCUCAGACGACGUCGUUCACCCCUCCGGUCGUAGCCGCGAGCGCAAGAGAGGUGUUCCAUGGACGGAGGAAGAACACAAACUCUUCCUGUUAGGGUUGCAGAAAGUUGGGAAAGGGGAUUGGAGAGGGAUUUCUAGGAACUUCGUCAAAACACGUACGCCGACUCAGGUGGCAAGUCAUGCUCAGAAAUACUUUCUCCGGCGAAGCAACCAAAACCGCCGGCGCCGGCGAUCUAGCCUUUUUGACAUCACUACUGACACGUUUAAGGGUUCGAUAAUGGAAGAAGAUCAGGGAGCAAACCAAGAGAACGUAGUUGUGCCAGUUCCGCAGCCACAGAUGAAAAGCAAUCUCGGCGUAUUUAGUAUGCCGAAUUUUCCGAUGAGUAUAAGUCCGGUGGUAUUACCGGCGAGCGAGCAGAAUUCCAUGGAGGAGCUGACAUUAGGGCUUAGCAACCAGCCAAAGACAUCAACCAAUCUCAUCCGUCCGAUACCUGUCCUUCCGGUUCCUCCAUCUUCAAAAAUGGCUGAUCUUAACUUGAACCAGACAUCAUCCGCGACGGACUUAUUGCCUCUGUCGCUGAAGCUCUCGACUCCGAUGUCGCCCGACAAGCCGGCAGCGUCGCGUUCUUCGGCUUUCCAGGCGAUGUCAAGUGGUGAUAACAUAAUCAGUGUUGCGUGAUGGUGAAGAUGAAAUGAUAAUAUGUAAAGUGUGGAAGAUGGAAAGAAUGAUAAAAUAGUGGGAUAAAAAAGGUAAUUAACUAAAGAUCGGGGGAGUUUAGAGAAAUAGAUUAAGUAGGUGAUUAGGUGAUUGAUUCCUUUUGGGUUGUACAGGUUAUGAAAAAAGAUGGGCUGUCUUUAUCGGUUGCGGGAGGAUUCUUGUUUCUUUUGUCUGCUUCCAUUUGUGUUUAAAUGAUAAACAGCUGCACCAGGUACUCUCCCUGUUUAUUUGCUGCA
Molecule: messenger RNA, 1342 nt
Organism: Carica papaya (papaya)
Lineage: Eukaryota; Viridiplantae; Streptophyta; Magnoliopsida; Brassicales; Caricaceae
Product: myb-like transcription factor family protein
Biological process (GO): response to ethylene; response to gibberellin
Molecular function (GO): DNA binding; zinc ion binding
Source: RefSeq, a predicted model, not a curated record